Molecule: messenger RNA, 799 nt
Organism: Venturia canescens
Lineage: Eukaryota; Metazoa; Arthropoda; Insecta; Hymenoptera; Ichneumonidae
Exons: 2
Coding region: 157-564 (135 amino acids)
Source: RefSeq, a predicted model, not a curated record
AAUCCAAUCUAGCAGCGAUGCCAGAGUUCAAAACUCGACGUGCCAUCAUCGCGAAAGGUUGACUAAAUUUUAUUUGUAUUUUUAUCAUUGGUGACCCGCGAUAACGGUGCCAGCUGUUCAAACGUGAAAGUUCGAAGAAUUUUAUAAAAACUGAAAAUGUUGAAGCGUUUGGCGGUAGUGUCGGUGUUGUUUGUGGCGGUGACAAUGGCGCAGCGAUCACCGUACGCUGGAAAUCCGAAUCGUCCGUAUCCCGAGGUACUUCCGCAAUACCUUACCCCGGAUUCGAACAAUAUCGAGUCGAGCCCGGGUGUGGCUCAACGUUUCGGUGAAACCGGUGCAUCCAGCACCGGUGGAGCUCAAUCACAAAAUUACCAACCCUACGAUCCUUACACGGACCAGGAAUUGAUUGAUCGCAUAAAAACGUGGCCGAAAGAGAAGCAACCUUUUUGGUACGUUAAUCGCGAGGCGAUAAAGGCCGCGCAGAGAGGAUCUGGAAGCACGAAUAAUUCGCCGCUGUCAACGACAACGGUACAGCAGAGAGGAUCGUUCGCUGGCCGGGCAUGAAAAACAAAAAAAAAGAUGAAGGAACAUGAAUAAUGAGCAAAACAACCCUGUACUUGUGUAUAUGCGACGUGGAUGAGAAUAUUUUUUACAACGUAAAUUAAAUUUACGCCCAAUAUGCACGUGGCCGCGACACACUGAAUCCGUUAUACGAGUUUUAUGAAUACAUACUAGUCAAUUAUUUCAACGAAAGUACUUAAUGUAUUUUGAGAAAAAAAAACUAUUAUUGACGUGAAAA